This is a messenger RNA of Leptidea sinapis, 3482 nucleotides long. Its product is annotated as zinc finger protein 239-like. Lineage: Eukaryota; Metazoa; Arthropoda; Insecta; Lepidoptera; Pieridae. The coding region runs from base 2016 to 3119 and encodes 367 amino acids. The transcript is spliced from 3 exons. Gene Ontology annotation, cellular component: nucleus. The record is from RefSeq and is a predicted model, not a curated record. Gene Ontology annotation, biological process: regulation of transcription by RNA polymerase II. Gene Ontology annotation, molecular function: DNA-binding transcription factor activity, RNA polymerase II-specific; RNA polymerase II cis-regulatory region sequence-specific DNA binding.
AAGAUAUAGUAGUCUCAAGAUUUUGUAGUUCAUUUUUUAUUUAAGUAUUGAUAAUCUAGAAAGUAUUGACCUUAGUUUAUUACAUACAAAUUCUAUAUGAGGACCCCACGUAAAGUUAUUGUCUAUAAUUAUCCCAAGGUACAUAUGUUCUUUCACAACAUCCAGUGGUGUACAGUUUGUGCUGUUAUGACUUGUACUAUUGAGUUGACAGUCGUGACAGUGGGCUAAUAUCAAAGGUUUAUAUGAAGAUUUGUUAUGAGGGGAUUCUAUGCACAUUAACUUGGUUUUUUGCGCAUUAAUGGCUAAACCAACAUCGUGAGACCAUUGACACAUAGAGUCAAAGUUUUCUUGAAGUUUUCUUUCUGCUAUUUUAAUAUCAGUGUCAGCCACAACUAUACACGUGUCAUCAGCAAACUGGCAUACGGAACCGUGUUUGAAUAACCUGCACAUAUUGUUUACACAUAUAAGGUAUUCAUUCAUUGCGAUUAUCGAGCCCUGAGCAGUUCCUCAAUCAGUUACAAUAUUGUUACAGUAGUCGGUUCCAAUCUUAACUCUUGUAUUUCUAUGUGUGUGGUAACUUUUUAAUAACUCUAGCAAGGGGCCUCGAAUACCAGUCUGCUCAAAUCUUUUAUAUCUGAAGUCAAUGAAAAUAACGAGCACAUGAAGUUUAUUAUUCAAAUGGUCAUUAAUUUCAUUUGCAAAUUGACACAAUAAAUGAGAGGUACUCUUUCCUUUUUGAAAUCCGAACUGUUUUUGAUGUAUGAUAUUGUUUUGUUUUAAAAAAGUGCUUAUUUCAUCGGCAAUAUACCUCUCAAUUAUUUUGUCGAUGCAAGAUAAUAUUGUGAUAGGAUGGUAGUUAUUACAAUUGCCGUGGUCACCUUUUUUAUAAAUCGGUCUAACAAUACCUAUUUUUAAAUCAUCCGGGUACUUGGAGGUUGCAAUAAGACCUUAAGACCGUUGAUUACGCAGAGUUUAUCAUAUUGACAAAAGUGUUCUGUGUAUUGACUUAAGACUUUGAUCAGCAUGGUUGAGUUCCGACUGGCUGGUAAACAUACUUACAAUUUCAUGGGGAGUGAGACAGACCUGGCAUGGUUGAGUUAUGGAUCCACAGCAUAACAACCAACCUGUAAUGUCAAAAUGAGCGAGCUUGUUGUUUUGAUAAAGAAGGUCAUGAAAUUGUUUAAGGCAGGUAGAUUAAAACGCUCAUAACACUAAUGAUUAGAGUGCCAACCAGAAUAGAAGUUGAGCAACAAAGUUGAACAACAUUAUCUAUUUCUAAGACUAGGGUUUGUGUCUUAUUGUGGUGGGUAUGUGAUUAUUUCAAUUUAUAUAAGUGAUGUUGACAUGAACAGUUAAUUAUCAGUGUCAAUUUAUGUUUCUGAUGCUUAGUUAUAUAUAAUUUAUGUUUUAAAUUUGUAUGUCUCAAAGAAUUAAUUAAUCUGUUAGGUCUGGGUAAUGUGGACUCAUGAACUAUUUUAUAUAAUUACCCCCUUAUUCAUAAUGGUCCGCUAACUUAAAAUAGCCGCUAAGGAGUGUUUUUUCUCAUUCUGACUUAGGUCAAUAGAAUAAGAGACAGAGUGAGAAUUAGCAAUGUUUUAAGUUAGCAGACUAUUAUGAAUAAGGGGGUUAAUGUCUAUUCACUACUGUACACCUAUUUUGUGAGAAAACACUGUGUGUUUGACAUUUGAAUAUCUUGACAGGUGUGUGUAGAGCUCUUACCCUGUUUUUCUUCAUUAUUAGAGUAUCAAAUAAACAUACAUAUGAAAUCGUAAAACCAAUAUCAUAUUGGUACUGUAGCAAGGUAUCAUUUUUGUGUUUCAAAUUAUAUACAUUUGGUGUUUUAUAAAGUAGGCAACAUUCUCGGGAUUCCUUUUUUUUUACAAGACUGUAUUGGUUGAGGUUUCACAUACCAAUACCAUCAUAUUAUGAGUUCUAUGUGUAUAUGUUUGUUUAAACUUUAUCUCAGAGAACUGCUAUAAUUUUGUUUUCAUUUUUGUUUCCAGGAUAUAUGUGAUAUGUCUGUCUACAUGUGCUACAUGUGUAAAUCUAUGUUACAUAAAUGCUAUAAACUAAUGAUACAAGCCAGCAAAGCACAAGAAAUAAUGAAAGAGUACUUGGAUACUAAGGUACUGCCCACAUCACUACAUCAAGAAUUUUAUAAUCUGUCUGUAAAUCACAAUAAUAAAGUUGUGAACAUGAAUGAAUUACAAGAGGAACUGUUUAUAAAACAGGAGAUUAAGGAGGAGCUAGUGGAGAUAGAAUUGGAGUUAGAAGAAGAAACACCUGUGAAACCUGAUCAAGACUUCAACACUAGUGACAAGAAUGACAUUAUAGAUGAAAAACACACUAAAGAAAAGGUUUACUCCUGUAACGUUUGCGGUGAAACAUUUGGUAGAUCAUCAGAUUUUGAAAUACAUUAUAGAAUACACAAAGGAGGGAAGCCUUAUUCAUGUAAUACUUGUGAAAAAAGCUUUAAUCGAAAGGAUAGUUUACAGAAUCAUUUAUUAACACAUUCAGAUGAGAGACCUUUUUCAUGUAAUAUUUGUGGUAAAAGUUUCAAUCUAAGUAGUAGUUUAAAGGCGCACAGUAUCAUACAUACAGGAAAAAAACCGUAUUCAUGUGACCUUUGCAGUAAAAGCUUCAAUAACAGUGGUAGUUUGACGAAACAUAGUAAGAUGCAUGCCGGAAUUAAACCAUAUUCUUGUAAUAUUUGUGGUAAAUGCUUUGACCGUAAUAGUUCUUUGAAAGUACACACUACAAUACAUACAGGAGAGAGACCUUAUUCUUGCAAUGUUUGUGGAAAAAGCUUUAGUCACAAUUCCAACUUAAAGAGACAUAAUUUGACACAUACAGGACAGAGAGAGUUUGCUUGUAAUGUGUGUGGUAAAGGCUUCAAUUCGAGUAGUAAUUUGAAGAAACACAGCUUAACACAUACGGGAGAAAAACCGUAUUCCUGUAGCAUUUGUGGAAAAAGUUUCAAUCAAAAUGCUGCUUUGAAGACGCAUAGUACAACACAUUUACUAGAAAAACAACAUGCUUGUAUUGUUUGUGGUAAAGCUUUCAACACUGAAAUAAAUUUGAAAAAACACAACAUGGUGCAUUUAGAAGAAAAACCCUGAAAGAAUUUGUGGUAAAAGAUUCAAGCUAAAAUAUUAAUUGAAGAAUCAUAAUAGAAAACACACAAAAACCGAAUCGGUGGUGCAAUAAUGAGAACCAUUGACUACAAUACGUACAGUAUACUGUGGUAUUACAAUAUUACACCAAAAAUAUUUCACCAAAAGAUGGUUUAUGGUGGUGUAGCAAAUUAAUGAAAAAUAUUUAUUUAUACCGUGGUAUUACAAUAUUGAACAAAUUGAAUUAAACUUAAAAGUAAGGUGUCGAUCACAGUGACUUUCACGAUUGUACAUAUAUGAUAUUAUAUUAGUAUAGUUUUAAGUUGUAUUGAGAACAUAUAUAAAUAAAUUUGUUUUUGUUUAAAUUUU